This is a messenger RNA of Penicillium paradoxum, 2328 nucleotides long. RefSeq names its product response regulator. Gene Ontology annotation, molecular function: protein kinase activator activity; phosphorelay response regulator activity. Gene Ontology annotation, biological process: osmosensory signaling via phosphorelay pathway. Bases 1 to 2328 code for a protein of 775 amino acids. NCBI's taxonomy places the organism in Eukaryota, Fungi, Ascomycota, Eurotiomycetes, Eurotiales, Aspergillaceae. The transcript has 3 exons. The record is from RefSeq and is a predicted model, not a curated record. Gene Ontology annotation, cellular component: Mcs4 RR-MAPKKK complex.
AUGCCAGACCGGAUCUCACGUCUGAAGGCAAAAUUGCUAGGACGAUUAUCUCCAAAAGCGGAUGCGGACCCGAGUGCCCACCCCAAAUCCCACCCCUCCUCUGGUCCGCUCUUCGUCUCCAACAAAUCCCCAGCUUAUAGUAUCGUCUCGGCUCCAGCUCAUUCGGUGGAAGAGAUCCGUUGUCCUCGCGACCGUCAGGUAGAGGAGCCCCCAUCUCCACAGAACAACCGAGCGCCAGAUUCCUCUGUCUCUGCACCUUCAUCAGAGCGGCCUCACACAGGGACACGCAAUUGCACACCGUUGACCGAGCCAUAUAAUUCGUCGCUGCCUACUCCUAUCUCGGGCGACGUUCCGUCUCCUCUUGAAGCCCCUUCAUUGCCGACUCCCCAGCAUUCCGACAAUACUUCCCUCCACUCCACCCACGUGAAAGCCCAAGCCCCGGUCCCCGUCGAGACCCCAUUGACUCCGAUCCUGAACACUGUGAUAGAGUGGCCUCCGAAUGAUCGCCGACCGUCCGCUUCCUAUUUUACUUCCUCCUCGAGCAAGCGCCCCAGUCUUGCGAUCCGUCGGCAAUCUCUCCUGCCCGCGACGCACCAACACUUGAUUACUGGGUUAUUGGAAGGGAAUCUUUUCUCUUCACUGGAAGAGCACGGUGAUAGCUUCGAACCCAUUCCUCGCGAGAUGGUUACACGUCGAGUUUGGGUCAAGCGACCCGGUGGCUCGGCGACCUUGGUGCCCUGCAGGGAGGAUGCAGUGGUCGAUGAGCUUCGCGACCAGGUAAUCAUGAAAUACGUGAAUUCAUUAGGGAGAACCUUUGACUCGCCGGAUAUCGUCAUCCGGAUUACGCCACGAGAUACCUCAAGCCGACAAGGACACCCUGAGCGCCUGCUGAGCCCGGAGGAAGUCCUAUCAUCUAUACUCGAUUCAUACUACCCCGGCGGACAAAAAAUAGAAGAAGCAUUGGUGAUCGAUGCGCCGGCCCGCCGAACUCCGAAGCCAUCGCCGCGCCAUUCGAUCUAUCAACACCACCACUCGGAGCCCGGCGAGCAUGGAGAUUACUUCCCGCUCAUGCCUCCGGUGAACGCGAAAGCAGGCACACCAUCUGCACAUCCGUCGGGGCCACCGGCAACGGUUAGUGCGCCGUCAAUCUCCAUAAUCAACACUGGCAUUGCUCCUCUGUUGCCAUCGCCCGGAAGCCGUAGGACACGACAUCAACAGCGACCGCCGUUGGUGCGAAACAAAACAAAUUCACCCACAAUUCAUGGUCAUCCCCCGGGCAUAAUAGAACCCGGGCCUACUCCUCAUUCCCAGCCUCUGACCACCACCUCGGUUCCGGCAAUCCCAACACCUCCUGCUGCAGCACCGCCAGUGGAAUCCCCGCAGGUCAAAACACACACUCCACCAGCAGCUGCAUCACCACGCGCACUCCGGAAAUCCAAGGCCGCGACUUCUCCUGGUGCAAUGUUUGGCGGAUUGAUUGAUGGCACCGUUCCCCCAAUCAAUGUUCUCAUUGUGGAAGACAAUAUCAUCAAUCAAAAACUUUUGGAGGCUUUCAUGAAAAGAUUGAAAGUUCGUUGGAAAUGUGCAGCGAAUGGUGAAGAGGCAGUACGGAAAUGGCGACAAGGUGGAUUUCAUUUGGUUCUAAUGGAUAUCCAGCUUCCAGUGAUGAACGGUCUGGAGGCUACCAAGGAGAUUCGGCGUCUUGAGCGGUUGAAUGGUAUUGGUGUCUUUCCCAAAACAGCAUCUGGGCGUUUCAGUGCGUCCAACACACCCGGCGCAGACAGACGACCUGGGCUUCAUCGGACGGUUAGCGCAGAGGAUACUUUGCCAGAUCUCUCGCUGUUCCGAAGUCCGGUCAUUAUCGUCGCGUUGACAGCUAGCAGUUUGCAAAGUGACCGACACGAGGCUUUGGCUGCUGGCUGCAACGACUUCUUGACCAAGCCUGUCGGAUUCCCCUGGCUUGAGCAGAAAGUAACCGAAUGGGGCUGUAUGCAAGCUCUGAUUGACUUUGAAGGCUGGCGCAAAUGGCGUGGGUUUGUGGACUCUCCUCGCCCUGCCUCUCCAGCCUUCGACACAUCAGCCAGCCCGAUGCAGGGUGGCCAUCGCACAGAACCACCGCAGGAGGAUCCUUCAUCGCCCUCAAGCUCUCGCGUGGCUGCCAGGAAAUCAGUCCAAUCCAAUUCUAAACCAAGCGCCCCAGACGCCGCUCAGAUCAUGCGGGAAGAUUCGUGGGGUAGCGGUAGCCCCGAUACUAUAGACACGCCUCUAACAUCGAGAGAUGCGCCCCUCACGAGUGAUGCGAGCGUUUCUCCCGUGAACGAAGAAUGA